Messenger RNA from Closterium sp. NIES-65, 441 nucleotides. Lineage: Eukaryota; Viridiplantae; Streptophyta; Zygnematophyceae; Desmidiales; Closteriaceae. The record is from the annotation of a GenBank genome assembly.
CGGGUUGAAAAUCCUCCCUCUUCCAACUUCCCCCCCUCCCCCUCAACACGCAGUUUCCUCUCCCCCAAGCCUGCAUGGUCACCUUUUUCUCCCGGUGUUAUAAAACCUCCUUAUCCCCACCUCUCCUACUUUCCCCCUCAACGCGCGGUUUCCUCUCCCCCAAGACUGCGUGGUCACCUCUUUCUCCCGGUGUUAUAUAACCUAUCCCCACCUCUCCUACCUUCCCCCUCAACGCGCAGUUUCCUCUCCCCCAAGCCUGUGUGGUCGGCCUUCCGGCAGGCAGCGUAUGGGUUUGGGGUGCUGUCAGUGGGAGGGGGCGCCAGCAAGGGCGAGGCGGUGUGGAGGUGGAGGAGGAACAGCGAUGCAGCGGGGGUGGUGGCAGAUGAGGCGAGCAUCAUAUCGCAUGCCAGCAGCAAGGCUCCUGCGCAGUGCCGGGUGUGA